AAUUAAUGGGCAACGCUUGUUUUAAUAAUUGUCAUGUUUUUCCCAUCUCUAGGAACUGCAACUGGUGCCAUCUCUAAUGGCCAUCGUUGGUUUUCGUGUUUUUGCAGAGUUUGUGUUUGUCCCGCCAAGUGCCGGUGUUUCUGAGUCUCAGCCAUGUCUGUGGUGAUAGAAACCACACUGGGCGACCUGACCGUCGACCUGUUCACCAGCGAGCGCCCCAUCGCCUGUCUGAACUUCCUGAAGUUGUGCCGGCUGAAAUACUACAACUUCAACCUAUUCCACACGGUGCAGCAGGGCUUCAUCGCCCAAACAGGUGAUCCCAGUGGCAGUGGAGACGGAGGCUCCUCGAUUUGGGGCGUUGUGGAGGGGCCGCAGAAACGCUUUUUCGAGGCUGAGUAUCUGCCUAAAAUUAACCACUCUAGUGCCGGGAUGCUAUCACUAGUCAGUGCCGGCAAGAAUCUAGUGGGCUCGCAGUUCUUCUUCACUUUGGGCGAGAAUCUGUCCUCGUUGGAUGGGUGCCACUGCGUCAUUGGUGAGGUGGUGGAAGGUCACGAGGUGCUCCGCAAGCUGAACGAUGCCAUUGUGGACGACAGCUUCCGGCCGUACCAGGAUAUCCGGAUCACUCACACUGUGGUGUUGGAAGAUCCUUUUCCCAAUCCUCGCGGCCUUCAGGCUCCCAGUCGCUCGCCAUCGCCCAGUGCGGAGCGCCUCCAGAAUGGACGCAUCGCUGCUGACGAGGACAUUGACGACACAGACGGCAUGACCAUGGAGGAGCUGCAAGAGAUGCUGGCUGAUCGAGAGGCCAAGGCGCGCGCAACAAUCCUCGAGAUUGUUGGCGAUUUACCGGAUGCGGACAUGGCUCCGCCCGAAAACGUUCUCUUCGUGUGCAAACUCAAUCCUGUUACCACCGACGACGAUUUGGAGAUCAUUUUCAGCCGCUUUGGAGUUGUCAAAGGAUGCGAGGUGAUUCGCGACCGCAAAACGGGCGACUCACUGCAGUAUGCCUUUGUUGAGUUUGAGGACCAGAAGUCCUGUGAGGCAGCCUAUUUUAAAAUGGACAACGUACUUAUCGACGAUCGUCGCAUCCACGUGGACUUCUCGCAGUCGGUUUCCAAGGUCACCUGGCGUGGCAAAGGACGUGGAGUUGUAGGUGACGAGGGAAAGCUGGACUUUGACAAUUUGCGAGACAACAACGAUCGCAGAAAACCCAAGAAUGGCAGGGGAACUGACGACAACAAAGAUCGCAGGAGGACAGAGGAUCCAAGAAGCAGAAUGAGUUCUGCGGAGCGACGAAAGGCGAGGGAGCACCGUCACUUGGAGCGCAAUGAUCGUAACGACCAAAAGAACGUGCGAAGACGAUCGGGAUCCAGGGAGCAAAGGGAGCGACGACGCUCGAGGUCAAGAAAUCCAAACAACAGUCAAGCAAGGGAGAACUUAGAUCGAAGGCGCUUUAAUGAACGAAAUCAAAGGGAUCGUCACGAGAGGAGAAAUUCGCGAUCUAGAGAUCUUGCACAAAGAAGGCGUUCUAGGUCAAAUGAUCGAGUGGAAAGAACACAGUCUAGAUCAAAAGACCAAAUCGAAAGAAGACGUUCUAGGCCAAGAGAUCAAAAUGAAAGACGGCGUUCCAGAUCCAGGGAGGGCUUUGAUCGUAGAAGGGUAAACUCGCCCCAAGACAGAAAACGCAAAGCAAAUUCUUAUAGAGACACGAUCAGAAAACAAGAAAGAUCUCCGGAACGAAGACAGAAAUCGAGGGAUCGCGAUGAUCAUAGACAGAAUAAAAUUUCAAGCCGAAGAAAAAGUCCCGAGAGGAAGCGUAAUCUCUCUGUGCCCAAACAAGUUAAAAAGAAAUCAAAACGUGCACCCAGCAGCAGUUCAGACUCCAGUGAAAGUUCCUCGGAGUCCGAGAGUGAAUCGGACACAACAUCUUCAGAUAGCUCCGAGGACACCUCCUCCACUAGUAACAGUUCCUCUUUAUCGGACGAGCGCAACAAGCGCAAGAAGAGCAAGAAAUCCAAACAAAAUAAUGUAAAGUCAAAGAGAAGCCACAAAUCGAAAAGGAAACAGCAUAGGAAAUAAAGAUAAACGAAAUUCUUGAUCAGAA
Drosophila ficusphila is the source of this 2101-nucleotide messenger RNA. Its product is annotated as peptidyl-prolyl cis-trans isomerase sig-7. Gene Ontology annotation, cellular component: nucleus. The transcript has 2 exons. The record is from RefSeq and is a predicted model, not a curated record. Gene Ontology annotation, molecular function: peptidyl-prolyl cis-trans isomerase activity; RNA binding. The coding region runs from base 154 to 2076 and encodes 640 amino acids. Gene Ontology annotation, biological process: protein peptidyl-prolyl isomerization. Lineage: Eukaryota; Metazoa; Arthropoda; Insecta; Diptera; Drosophilidae.